Messenger RNA from Monopterus albus (swamp eel), 993 nucleotides. Its product is annotated as olfactory receptor 1496-like. The coding region runs from base 1 to 993 and encodes 330 amino acids. The transcript has a single exon. Gene Ontology annotation, molecular function: G protein-coupled receptor activity; olfactory receptor activity. Gene Ontology annotation, biological process: G protein-coupled receptor signaling pathway. The record is from RefSeq and is a predicted model, not a curated record. Gene Ontology annotation, cellular component: plasma membrane. NCBI's taxonomy places the organism in Eukaryota, Metazoa, Chordata, Actinopteri, Synbranchiformes, Synbranchidae.
AUGAACCCUGAACAGAAAACUGCUACCACAUUAAAUGCCACAUUUGUUCGUCCUGCACAAUUUUAUCUCAGUGGGUUGACCAACAUCCCUCAUGAUAAGUAUUUUUAUGUCUUCCUUUGUUUUGUCUAUAUGAUGACUGUUCUUGGGAAUGGCCUCCUCCUCUCAGUGAUUUACCUGGUCAAGACUCUUCAUACUCCUAGAUACAUGAUUGUGUUCAACCUGGCUUUGACAGAUUUGUGUGGGAGCACUGCUCUCAUCCCAAAGCUCUUGGACACAUUUUUGUUUGACAGGAGAUACAUUGUCUAUGAGGCUUGUUUAAGUUAUAUGUUCUUUGUUUUGUUCUUUGUAAGUAUGGAGUCAUGGACACUUGUGAUUAUGGCAUAUGACAGAUUUAUAGCAAUUUGCUUCCCUUUAAGGUACCAUAGUAUUGUGACUAAACCAGCUAUUGCUGCAAUGCUGCUGUUUGUGUGGGUUUUUUUACUGAGUGUAGUAGCGUGCACGGUUGGGUUUCUUGAUCGUCUCUCCUUCUGUGGAUCUGUGGUGAUACUAAGUUUUUACUGUGAUCAUGGACCAGUAUAUCGUCUGGCAUGUAAUGACGCGUAUUUAAAUUACAUAAUGGCAGUUGUUGGUGCAAGUCUAUCUGUUGUAAUUCCUCUUGUAGUGAUAGCACUGACAUAUAGUUGCAUUGGCAUAGCACUGAGCAGGAUUGCUUCAAGAGAGGAACAUCUCAAAGCUUUGAAAACUUGUACUUCUCACCUGAUUCUUGUGGCUUUUUUCUACUUACCACUCUUGGGAACCAACAUAGCUGCAACGACCUACAUCCAUCCUAAUGCUAGAAUUAUAAACUCUACUUUGUCACAUAUCAUACCACCUUUGCUCAAUCCUAUUAUAUACUCCUUAAAGACAGAAGAAGUGCUGACAUCUGUCAGGAAACUUUAUAAAAUUUCUAGGCUGAGCAGCAUGACUUCAUCCAAAAAGGUGACUUCUUUAUGA